GUAUUGAUAUUUGUGUUCGUAAGAAAUAACAAUUUUGAAGUUUUGGUGACUAAAGGAAUGCUUGGAUAAAUAAGUAAAAUGUAGGCGUUUUAUUUUAUUUUUUUAGUUCAUUUCGAUACAAAUACAUUAUCGAGUGAGAAUUAUCGAUAAUGAACCAAUUUAUUCACAUCGAAAUACCAUAAAUUGCAAUGAAAAACGGAGGUAAGACGUGUUUACAGUAUACACUUUUUCAAGAAAUGACGUCCACUUGACAGGCUCGACUCGCAGCAAUGAACCUCCUCGUGACAGCGGUGCUGGUCACAUUCACAGAAACGAUCAGACCUUUCAUAACAAACAAGUUAUCUUCACUCGCGACGAAACGUGGCGUGUCACAGCUUCAGAGCGAGAAGGAUGCAGUCAAAUCGGAACUGGAGAGCAUAAACAUGAAGGAGGAGUUCGCCAGAUAUGCCAGAAAGCAGAGGGAAUAUAACAAACUGCUGCAGUCCUGCCAAGAAGAAGCACAGGCUAAGAGAGAAAGAGACUCUAAUAUUAGACAAGCUAUUAAUUACAUAACCCAAGCAAUCAUGACAAUGGUGUGCUUGAUGUUGUUCUGGAUGAACCGGGCACAACCUGUAAUCGAGCUUCCUGAACAAUGGAUGAUGCCAUUCACAUCAUUGCUGUCCUGGCCGACUCAAAUACCUGGAGCGAUAAGCUUUCCGAUUUGGUUCUUGAUAUGCAGCAGCACUUGGAAACUGCUAGCGAAGACUUUGAGCAAGUCAACUUCUUACACAGUUUAAAUACACAACUUUUUAUUUGAUCCGGUUUUUUAUUUUUUCUCAUGUUUGUAAUUUGUUUUUGAAUAAAUAUUUAUUUGUUUUA
Molecule: messenger RNA, 858 nt
Organism: Cimex lectularius (bed bug)
Lineage: Eukaryota; Metazoa; Arthropoda; Insecta; Hemiptera; Cimicidae
Product: tail-anchored protein insertion receptor WRB
Exons: 4
Coding region: 270-776 (168 amino acids)
Biological process (GO): tail-anchored membrane protein insertion into ER membrane
Source: RefSeq, a predicted model, not a curated record